Messenger RNA from Musca domestica (house fly), 1555 nucleotides. It is a transcript of the gene PIG-U, whose product is annotated as phosphatidylinositol glycan anchor biosynthesis class U protein. The record is from RefSeq and is a predicted model, not a curated record. Gene Ontology annotation, cellular component: GPI-anchor transamidase complex; membrane. Lineage: Eukaryota; Metazoa; Arthropoda; Insecta; Diptera; Muscidae. Gene Ontology annotation, biological process: attachment of GPI anchor to protein; protein localization to cell surface. The transcript has 5 exons. Bases 95 to 1384 code for a protein of 429 amino acids.
UUGAGCAAUCGAUAUCAAAUCAGCUGUCCAUAUCUUUGUAACUUUUGUUUAUCCUGUGAAACGAAAAAAAUCUAAAAAGAAAAAUAAAUAAAAUAUGGACAAACAUAUCAUAAAAUGGCUAAUAUUAGGAGCAGCCAUACGUUUGUAUUUAUGCACCAGCGAAUGGGUUCAUAUACUAGGAAAUCGCGUUGAGAUUGCUACGCCACUAAAUUCAUUCAAAAGAGUAAAUGAAGGCGUUUAUCUCCUCAAGCAAGGAGUCAAUCCAUACGAUGGAGACAUGGUUCAUGAAAUUCCUGUUGUACUUUGGUUUCUUACAUUUGCUGCAGAAUACUUGAAACAUUGGCUGCCAUUUUUAUAUGUUCUUAUAGACAUUUGUACUGCAUGCGUUCUUUACAAAGCUAGUAAAGUGUUUGUACGCAGAAAACUUACGGUGCAAUGUGCAGAAUUAGUACAUUAUGCAAAAGAUACUGAGGAGUUGCAGUAUCAUCAGAGCGAUGAGAGUACCAUACCAUUUCUGGUAUUAAUGGCAUACCUUUUUAAUCCAUUGUCCAUUUUCAAUUCUGCCGGCUUGACAUCGACCGUUUUUAGUAAUUUGUUACUUUCUUUGGCUUUAUACGGUUUGAUAGAUCAUCAUCUGCUUAUGUUUCUGUUUGCUGCUGUGAUUGAGUCACACCGUAACUUGUAUCCUGUGAUAUUGCUAGCACCAGCAGUUCUUGUCUUCAACAAGAAUGGAAAAUUAAAAACUAUUUUGCAUGUUAUCGUACCUUUUAUUGUCCUAAGCUUUGCGCUUUUUCGAUUGAACUACUCAUUGAUGGGAGAUGAAAGUUGGAAUUUCAUUGAUGGAACGCUGGGAUUUAUAUUCUUCUAUCGGGAUUUACAACCAAAUAUUGGAUUAUUCUGGUAUUUCUUUACUGAAAUGUUUGAACAUUUUCGCACAAUGUUUUUAAUAACAUUCCAAAUGAAUGCAACAGUCUUGUAUUUAGUACCUUUGUCUUUAAAACUACGCAAAGAGCCAAUACUUUUGGCUACAAUAUUGAUUGGACUAAUGUCGAUAUUUAGAGCUUAUCCUUGUGUUGGUGAUGUUGCUUUCUAUUUAGCACUAUUGCCUCUAUGGAAACGCUCAUGGAAAUUUAUGGUACACAAUUUCAUUGUAUUUUGUUUCUUUGUGGUAUCACUGUGCAUGCUACCAGCUCUAUGGCAUCUGUGGAUUUAUUCAGGGUCUGCUAAUGCUAAUUUCUAUUUUGGUGCAACCUUAGCAUUUUCUACUGGACAGAUAUUCCUAGUUACCGAUUUAUUGUUCGCAUAUGUAAAACGAGAGUUUUGUCUUUUUAAUGGGCAAAAAAUCAUUGUACAGGGAAAAGAAGCCAAAAUUGUCUUAGGUUAACUCAACUUAUUUCCUCGCCUAGUUCUAAUGCAAACUAUCAUUCUGCCCAAUAAUUGUACUUGUACAACAUAAAUUUAACUAUUCCUGUUUUUAUGUUGAUCUAAAAUUAAAUAUUUUUGUAUUAUAGUAUUAAUUACAAAAUAAAUAAAAUGUCAUGUCACAAAUCGAAAA